Castor canadensis (American beaver) is the source of this 2059-nucleotide messenger RNA. RefSeq names its product DM1 protein kinase (gene Dmpk). Lineage: Eukaryota; Metazoa; Chordata; Mammalia; Rodentia; Castoridae. Gene Ontology annotation, biological process: peptidyl-threonine phosphorylation; actomyosin structure organization. Gene Ontology annotation, molecular function: protein serine/threonine kinase activity; ATP binding. Gene Ontology annotation, cellular component: cytoskeleton; cytoplasm. The record is from RefSeq and is a predicted model, not a curated record.
GCCAGGGACAGGCAGACAUGGGGCCAGGGCUUCGGGGCCUGGGCAGGGUUGGCCAGGCCCCGUGACAGGAGGACCCCCAAGCCCCGGCCCGGGGAGGGGCCAUGGUGCUGCCUGGCCGACAUGUCAGCCGAGGUGCGGCUGAGGCAGCUCCAGCAGCUGGUACUGGACCCCGGCUUCCUGGGACUGGAGCCCCUGCUCGACCUUCUCCUGGGCGUCCACCAGGAGCUGGGCGCCUCCGACCUGGCCCAGGACAAGUAUGUGACCGGCUUCCUGCAGUGGGCGGAUCCCAUUGCAGCAAGGCUUAAGGAGGUCCGGCUGCAGAGGGAUGACUUUGAGAUUCUGAAGGUGAUCGGGCGUGGGGCUUUUAGCGAGGUAGCAGUGGUGAAGAUGAAGCAGACGGGCCAGGUGUAUGCCAUGAAGAUUAUGAAUAAGUGGGACAUGUUGAAGAGAGGCGAGGUGUCGUGCUUCCGGGAAGAGAGGGAUGUGUUGGUGAAUGGGGACCGGCGCUGGAUCACGCAGCUGCACUUCGCCUUCCAGGACGAGAACUACCUGUACCUGGUCAUGGAGUACUACGUGGGCGGGGACCUGCUGACGCUGCUAAGCAAGUUCGGGGAGCGGAUCCCGGCGGAGAUGGCGCGUUUCUACCUGGCCGAAAUUGUCAUGGCCAUCGACUCAGUGCACCGGCUGGGCUAUGUGCACAGGGACAUAAAGCCAGACAACAUCUUGCUGGACCGCUGCGGCCACAUCCGCCUGGCUGACUUUGGCUCCUGCCUCAAGCUGCGGGCUGAUGGAACCGUGCGAUCGCUGGUGGCCGUGGGCACCCCAGACUACUUGUCUCCUGAGAUCCUGCAGGCUGUGGGCGGUGGACCUGGGACUGGCAGCUAUGGGCCCGAGUGCGACUGGUGGGCGCUGGGCGUGUUCGCCUACGAAAUGUUCUAUGGGCAGACGCCCUUCUACGCCGACUCCACGGCCGAGACCUACGGCAAGAUCGUCCACUACAAGGAGCACCUGUCUCUGCCACUGGCCGACACAGGGGUCCCUGAGGAGGCUCGAGACCUCAUCCAGCGGCUGCUGUGUCCUGCGGAGGUUCGGCUAGGCCGGGAUGGAGCGAACGACUUCCGGAAGCAUCCUUUCUUCUUUGGCCUUGACUGGGAGGGUCUCCGUGACAGCCUACCGCCCUUUACGCCAGACUUCGAGGGUGCCACUGACACUUGCAACUUCGACGUGGUGGAGGAUGGGCUCACUGCCAUGGUGAGCGGGGGCGGGGAGACACUGUCAGACAUGCAGGAAGGCAUGCCACUGGGGGUCCACCUGCCUUUUGUGGGUUACUCCUACUCCUGCACGGCCCUCAGGGACAGUGAGGUCCCAGACCCCACACCCAUGGAACUGGAGGCCCAACACUUACCUGAACCACAUGUGCAAGUGGCCAGCAUGGAGGAGCCCACAGUGUCCCCACUGGAGGAAACAGCUGAAGUGGGCGAUCCAGAUCCAGCGGAUCCGAAUCCGGGGGCAGUCCGAGUGGCGGAGGUGACAGAGGUGACACUGCGGGAGCUCCAGGAGGCCCUGGAGGAGGAGGUGCUCACGCGGCAGAGCCUGAGCCAGGAGCUGGAGGCCAUCCGCACGGCCAACCAGAACUUCACCAGCCAACUGCAGGAGGCGGAGGCCCGGAACCGAGACCUGGAGGCACGUGUCCGGCAGCUGCAGGAGCGGAUGGAGUCGCUGCAGGCUCAGGGAGCGGCAGCUGUCACGGGGGUCCCCAGUCCCCGGGCCGCGGAUCCACCUUCCCAUCUAGAUGGCCCCCCGGCCGUGGCUCUGGGCCAGUGCCCGCUGGUGGGGCCAGGCCCCAUGCACCGCCGCCACCUGCUGCUCCCUGCCAGGGUCCCUAGGCCUGGCCUAUCCGAGGCGCGUUGCCUGCUCCUGUUCGCCGCUGCUCUGGCUGGUGCCGCCGCCCUGGGCUACGCUGGGUUGGUGGCCGGCGCCGGGCAUCUCGCUCCAAUCUGGCAUGCCCCGGGAGCCGCCUUCGCCCCCUGAACCCUAGUCCCAAGCUGUCCUCCACUUG